AUGAAAAAGAGAGUCACUGUAGCAACAGAUACAUUUCAAUGCUCCUCAAAAAGAUGGUUGUGUAACAAUAUAUUCUACUAUCAAAGGUUUUUUGGGAUAAAAUUGAAAAGAUUUCAAAACUUUGAUGUUUACGCUCGAACACAUCAUAGAAGGAGAAAACUUUUAACUAUCCAAAAUGCAACACCAGUACUCUCAAACACCAACAACAUCAAACCAAUAACCCCAGAAUUUAACUAUGCUCUUGAGCUUAUUUGUGAACAUUUCGCCAAUGCUCAGAGUGAACAAGAACAAAUUAACAUCUAUCAAUUGAUAGAAAAAACUUUAAAACAAAUCGACGCACAGAAACUCAAAAACCUGAAGGGCCCAACAGUAGUUGAAGCCAUUAAAGGCCGACCAAAAAAUACCAAGUGCAAAAUGAUUGCAUUAGAACAUUGCAUCAAUACCAAAAAAGAAAAAACCACAAAAAAAAUUAAAACAGAAAAAGAACAAAAAAAACAAAAAAUAUCCUCAGCUAAAGAGCAAAAAGCCAUCAAAAAUAUUAUCAACCUUGGGUUACCAUGCGAUUCCACAUUACUAACCAACCUCACAAUUCCACCAAAACAUAUAUUAACAAGCUUUUCAUCUGAAGCAGACGGAAAUUGUGGGUACAGCAUGAUAGCAAUGGAAGUGUACCAGGACCAGGAGGAGUGGUCAAAAGUAGAAGACAAAAUGCUAGAAACAUUUUUAAAACACCAACACAACUACUACCAUGGAAGAAUGGAGCAUGGCAAUAUGUCUGCUUCCAAUAGCCCACUCAUCUGCAGUCUCCAAGACAAGCGCUCACCUCUCCCCCAGCAACAUUGGUUUGGUACAAUUGACCAUCCUCAACUUGUAGCCGAUACAUUUAGCAGAACAGUGGCCGUAUAUUGGAAUAUUUCAACUGAAACAGACGACUGUCUUUUCGUUCCAUUUGCUACCUUGCCAGAAAAGUGGAACCGAUAA
Molecule: messenger RNA, 981 nt
Organism: Phycomyces blakesleeanus NRRL 1555(-)
Lineage: Eukaryota; Fungi; Mucoromycota; Mucoromycetes; Mucorales; Phycomycetaceae
Exons: 4
Coding region: 1-981 (326 amino acids)
Source: RefSeq, a predicted model, not a curated record